Messenger RNA from Wyeomyia smithii (pitcher-plant mosquito), 819 nucleotides. RefSeq names its product ATP synthase subunit s, mitochondrial-like. NCBI's taxonomy places the organism in Eukaryota, Metazoa, Arthropoda, Insecta, Diptera, Culicidae. The record is from RefSeq and is a predicted model, not a curated record. The transcript is spliced from 2 exons. Bases 127 to 711 code for a protein of 194 amino acids.
CUAGUGACACAGGGUGCUACGUUAUUUCGAUCUAAAAUGACAUUGCUGGACUACUCAAUUUUGUUUUGUUUUGCCGGCAGAAGUGGUUUUUGGUUUUCCUCAUAAUAUCAAUAAUCAUAUUCGAUUAUGUUUACCUUGCACGCUUUACGCCACUCGGCAGUACGACCAACAGUCCCACAAUGGACCUCGAGUCGAAACUUUUGGGGCUGGGUCAACAUGAUGUUCAACCGAGUAGACGAAAAGCGCCUAAAACUAGUUGGACCGGAUCGUUUGUGUGCUGAGUGGCUGCUGCGUAAUGGAGCAAAAGUGAAGUUUUUAAAUGCAUCGCAUGUACAAGAGCACUAUAAUCUACUCCCGGAUGAAAGCGUCCGAACUUUGGUGGAAGAGCUGGACGGUACAGAGUCGGGCAUAAUGCACAUUGGAUUUGACCACUUGAAGGGUUUGAAACACUUGCGAAAAAUAAAGCUACACAAGUGCGUCUACUUACAGGAUCAAGCCUUGGCUAAGCUGAUAUUGGUGGCCGAUACACUCGAAGAUCUGGAGGUAUCGAGCUGUAAAAACAUAUCGGAUCAUGGAUUACUUUGCUUGAAGGAUCUGAAGAAAUUGAAACACUUAGUGACUUACGAGUUGCCGUAUGUUAAAAAUUUAAGUGACGUUGAAAAGCAACUGAAGCAGGCGCUUCCUGAAUGUAAAAUGAACCUUAGGCCUUAGCAAAAAUUUCAGAAUGCUCGAAACUAUAAAUUUGCUUAUAAACGUAACUUCUAGUCUUUUUUAUGUUUCAUAGUAAUUAUAUUUACAAUGUUGACGCUAUCAUUGAAA